Messenger RNA from Girardinichthys multiradiatus, 1426 nucleotides. It is a transcript of the gene mpzl3, whose product is annotated as myelin protein zero-like 3. The transcript is spliced from 6 exons. Gene Ontology annotation, cellular component: membrane. NCBI's taxonomy places the organism in Eukaryota, Metazoa, Chordata, Actinopteri, Cyprinodontiformes, Goodeidae. The record is from RefSeq and is a predicted model, not a curated record. The coding region runs from base 189 to 947 and encodes 252 amino acids.
AACCAGUAAUAGCCCUGAGUGCAUAGCUCCACUUCCUGAUCCACCUGUCCGACAGGUUUUCAGACAGCAGGCGGGUGGACAGACAGACAAAACACACCAUGGACGGAAUUUUCCCGAUGUUUUGACGCAAUUUGGAGGAUUUCCCCCCCCUCAUCGUCACCGGAGUGGACCCACCUUGAAAUCCAAUAAUGUGUCGACUAGUCGCAGGAGAAACGACUCUCAAUGUAGUUUUGCUGCUGUAUUUGUUCAGCGUUUUCGGCCUUUCCCGAGUUUCCGCCAUUAAAGUGAGCACUCCAGCAGAGCUCCAUGCAUCUAAAGGUGACACGGUCACGUUGUCCUGCACAUUUACCUCUACAAGCAGGCCAACUAGCAAAAUGUCUGUUCACUGGUCUUAUAGACCACAGACUGGAGGUCCACCACUGUUGUUUUUCCAGUUCUCCUCUCGAGCAUUUCCUCCGCUCAACGGUCAGUUUGGCGGUCGGAUCCAAUGGCGGGGAAGCCCUGCACGUGGGGACGCCUCCAUCUCUCUGAUCAACGCAACACUGAAUGAUAAUGGGACAUACAUAUGUGAUGUCACAAACCCUCCAGAUGUCUACGGGUCCCCAAACUCCCACACCGUACUCACAGUUACUCUGAAGGCACCCACCAUCCGCUUCUCCGAUGUUGCUGUACUCCUCACCUUCAUCCUCCUCCCUUCCGGCCUCAUCACCCUCUUUCUGAUUGGACGGAUGUUCUGGCCCAAGAAACAGCGCAACCAAUCAAAUUCCUACAGAUCACCCAUAGAAGUCACAGAGGGAGAGGAGUGUGUCACCUAUCCACAGGCAGCCAACGUGAGGAGCGCCACAUGCUGUGAACUAUAUCUACUGGACUCUGAGGAUGAGGAUGAGUACCACACUCUAAAGAAGAGGCGUCCCAGUAAUGAAGAGUAUGUUGAAUCUCAGUGCUAAAGAACAACAAAACCCUGGUACUAGGUGUUUAAUAACUGGAACUGGAAAACAAUACUAGCCUUCUUUGUCAGCAUUCGCUCAUGAAGUGUACUUUUUUUCUUAUUUGAGGCAUGUUUAGAAUGAAAACCAGCUGAGGUCUGAGGGAAUAAUCUUUCUCCCUGUGUCAGUUACAUUCUAGAUUAGGUGCUUCUUUUAUUUUGUCUGCAGUACAGCUAAUAAAGUUGGCUCCCUUAAAUCAGAUGGAACCUGACAAAGUAAGCCAACAGAGCACUAUACAUAUAUAAAUAUAUUUUUAUAUUCUGAUUUACAUAUGGUAUUUCACUUUAUUGUGAAGGACACACAUGUGUGUGUUGGUUUGUUUUUUCUUUUUCCUAAUUUAUUGCCCGUGUCAAAGCAGCUGUAUUUUAUCCAGUUGUAGUGUAACAUUUCUGGUGUUUGAGAUUAAGACAGAAUAAAUUUGAUUCAGGAUUUUUGCUGAA